UAGUGACAGUGCGUGUGUGUACGCCCAGUUCAUUUAGCUCUGUUAAAAGGAUUAAUAGUUCGCUAAAGUGAUAAUAAACAUGCCUGUUGAUGGUUUAGACAGUGCUUUGGCCCGUCUGUCAUUCACAGUCUGCAUUGAAUGAACUGAGGAAUGAAGAGCAGAAAACAGAAGCCUGUUAAAGUUGGAAGCAACAAAAGAAAAGCCCCCAGUGAUGUGCCCCCCUCUACCAGCCUCCCUCCUCUGGUUGAGGGCCAGCUGAGAUGCUUCCUGUGUGUGACAAUAAGCCGAGUGUUGUGGACAGUCCACAAGCCUCCUUCCCCAAUAUUUGUCAGAUUGCGCUGGUGGGGAGAGUCAUCCAACGGGACUCACUUCUUUCCAAGAGAUGGAUCACAACUCUCGCAAAAAAGUAUCAAGACCACAGCUCGUUUCGCCAUCCGCUGUGGCCCAAAGCAGUUCACUUCAUAUCUAACAGAUAUGGGCUCUUUGGUGCUGGAAGUUUUGACAAAACCAGAUCAUUUACCAAUAGCUCGGGCUCAAGUUGCUGGCAUCUCCCGUCUGUCUCUUUCACAACCAAUCAGUGGAUUUUACACUCUUGUGUCUCCAACAUCUGAAAAGCUUGGAGAGUUGCAGGUUUCCCUAAAUUUGGAGCCUCUGACAGAAGCCUAUGACAGCGUCAGCUCAGGUCCCGCUACAGAUGUGAGUGUUGAGGGUCUGCAGGUCCCCACACUGACUGUUCCCACACAGCACAGACCCUGUUCAGCUGGAAGUGGAAAUGAAUCAGCUGGGAGCAGUGGUGGAAACACACCAAGAGGGAAGGACCAUUUGUAUUUCCAAAAUGGCCAGAGGACAAGAGACAAAUCCCACAACACUCAAACUGAUAUUAAACCUUCUACUCAGGAGUCUUGUCAGGGAAAAACAAGCAGUGAUAUAAUCUCAGUCAUUUUAGAGCGAGGAAACAAGCUGAGGAAUGCAAUGGUGGUAUCAGCUUUGAAAUGUGACAUGGACUCUGCUCCAGUUCUCAGAGAUACUCCUCUUCCUCUCCCAAGGGACAACAUUCAAAGACCUGCCAAGUCAUAUCCUCCUGUUUCUGGUGCUUUUCUUCAAGAUAUCCUUCAUGCUGAUUCUGUUCUGAAGCGUUCUGAUGAUGUUGCUUUAGUCUCAGAUUGUGACUUUGACUGUCCUGCUGACAUGGACAGGAGAGCUGUGGAUCUGCUUCUUGGCAGCUCUAUCACAUCUUCGUUGCCCCUGUUGGACAUACAAGGCUUCUCCCCUGAAUCUUUAUCUGGCCACAGCAGUGUGUGUGGAGAUAGUGAGCUCACUGACCCACUGUAUGACCAGAGCUUACUGGAAAAUUUGUUCUACAAAACUCCUACCAUAGAUUCACAACCAGGCAACAAGAGUGAGGAACGACGAGGAGCAACACCACCAAGUCAAGAUCAGCCAAACCAUGAGACACAGUCUAGACACAAGAUUAGUAACAGUUCUGUUUCAGGUCAGCAGCCAUCUGCAGAGGGUGCUGGUAGUAAUUAUCCUCCCCUUAGUGAGGAGCAGCUGGCUCAGCUGAGUUCGGUUCGACAGGCCAGAGUGACCAUCAGCUCGCUGACUGUGCCUGCAGGCAGCUCAACUGCUUCACCCAGAAAAACCUUUUAUAAGAGGAAACCUCCUCGACCAUUAACCAGCAAAAAGUGCACAUAUUUUGUUGAGUACAUGUUUCCGAUGAGUUCUGCCUCCAAUCAGCAUAAUCGCAGCAAAGCUGGAGAUGGAGAGGUGACCAGAGCAGUUUCUAGUAAAGUCUCAGGAGGCGUGGUGAAGUUCCACCACCUCUCUGUGUUUCCUGUCCACUUCAAUAGAGCCACUGUUAAAAAGUGGUGGGACACUGAUCUGAUUUUCAAGAUUUAUUUACGGAAAAGUGACCAGAAGAAGCCUCUUGCCAUUGGUAAGGCUGUUUAUCAGCUGUGCUGUCUGCUGCAAAAUGACCAGCUGAGUCAGUCUGUCAUCUUGCCUGUGCAGAAGUUGGAGGGGAACAACAAUACACAGGAGAUUGGACCUCUCAAGAUUUCACUAGAACUUGAAUCACACAGCAAAGGUUUCUUUGAAAAUAAUAAAAAAUUGUCUUGGAGGGACACAUCACCAUCAAAAACUCCCCCCAGUCCAGAGAAGAAAACCCUCACAAUACCUCAACAUGUUGACCCCGGCAGCAGGGAGUUAUCAGCUCACUCUGUAGAGGACUCCAGGCUACAUGUUCGGACUCCUCAGAAACCUUCAAAAGAACCUUUUUCUCAUCCUGGUAGAACAUCGCCUCUUAAAUCAUGGCAGCAGGUGGAGGAGGAGCCUGAGGUCCUGCUGCAUGCCUUACUCAUGGUGCCAGAUGGGAAGAACUUCAGCUGUGGUCCCCUGCAGGCUCCAAAUGUGUACUUGAACUGCAAACUGUUUUGGUGUGAUGAGACGGCAAGAUCUGUAGUGAGCUGGGGUCAGACGAACCCAACAUUCAACUUUGUUCAGGUAACACCUGUGGCUUUAACAACUAAACUUCUGGAACGAAUGAAAAACAAUGUGAUGGUAAUCGAAGUGUGGCAGAAAACUGGAAGCUCUGGGCAGGAUCGACUCCUCGGUCUUGUUAAAUUACCUCUACAUCAGUUCUACAUGUCAUAUAGGGAUCCUAAAAUCACACAGCUCCUCCUGCAGGCACAGUACCCUGUUUUAGGGGUGGACUGCUACAUGCCCGUCAUUGAUGUCUUCUCAGGUAGCUGUAAGGGAAACCUCAGGGCUGUUUUGGCUAUGGGCCGAUCAGAACAAAUAGUGUCCCUCCAGCGCACUAGGGAUGAAGAGUAUGGCUCUUUGUCUCAUUUUGUGAGACCAGUUCAUUUGCUUGAUCAUCUGCCUCAUUCUCAAACAAAGGUGAAAACAUCUCAAGUGGAAAUGAUGAGAGAGCAUGUGUUCAUGGUGAGAGUGGAGAAAGUCAGUGGACUGACUCCUCUGCAGUCCACAGUGUGGGGUGAGGCUGACUGCUACGUCCAGUACAGUUUCCCUUGUCAGGAGGGGGACAUUGCUGCAAAGGUGGACCAAAGCCUCAUUGAAAGCAGUGUGAACCUGAAGCCAUUUCGCAGCACCACCACCCUUUGUGUUCCUGACCCGGUGUUCAGUCACACAGAGACUCAUGUCCUUCUGGCUCCUGAAGGAGUUCCUGUCCAGAGACUGCUGCUCAGCUCUCUGUCCAGUCAAGGCCUGACCAGUGGAGGAGGUGUCCAGUUUGAAGUAUGGUGCAGAUAUUAUUAUCCCAAUGUCAGAGAUCAGCUUGUGGCCCGCGGAAUGCUCCCUCUGUCCAAACUUUGUGCCAUGGUCACUAUGCAGAGACAACAUCCCAACGAUGCUCAGAUGUUCUCCUUGCCCCUGAUUCCCAGGACAGACGAUCCCACAGGAUUUCACGCUCAGCCUUCUGGAUUGCUAGAUGUUUGCAUUAAGUACAAACACAGGCCGGUGAGACCUGAAGGACAGUCUGGGAGAGGAGCUGCUUCCCGGAUUGUGACCCUCGUGGUUCAAGUGCACAGAGCAUCUGGGCUGAAGGCAGCAGCGAGGGUCAUGUCGGAACAAGACGACAGGUUCAGCUACUUUGUCGGAGUGGGGGUGAACCCUUUUGUCACAGUCCAGCUCUCCUUCUUGCCUGAGAGUGAGAGGAGAUGUACCCGCACAGCAGCCAGAACCUUCUGCCCUGAAUUUGACCACCACAUGGAAGUAUCCUGUGAUCUGCUCCUUCACAUGAGUAGUGGAGAAACCUGCAGCCUGGCCGAGCAGCUGGAACAGGCAUCUGCUGUCUUUAAUGUCUGGAACAGAGACGAUCACAAAGCAAAUAUUUCUAAACCUAAAGAGGUGAUGUUGGGCACAGUUAAAAUACCACUGGCUGAUCUCAUCCAUAAAAGAACAGGUAUUUCUGGCUGGUUUGGCUUGCAUUUAACUCUUGAAAGAAGUCCUUCUCAGUACCAGCACAUCUUGGUCGGUGGCCUUGAGAUUUCCAUCAGCUUUGCUCACCACUCAGAUAGGGAAAGGAUCAUUAAAGCGGCUCAGGGUUUGGGCUGGGACAUGCCUUACAACACUGUGACACUACAGGAUGGUGAAGAAUCCUGGGAUGAAGGCAUAAGAAAACUCUCUCUAACUUUCUCAAUGCCUAAAGCUUGGAUACCUGUCCACUGUUUGCUUCUUCCUGGUUUCUCUGAGCUCCAGCGCUCUACCUACUGCUACUUCAGAUACAAGUUCUAUGACCAGGAUGCCUUCUGCUCUCAACUGAAACACCCCUGUGUUGAGGAGGGUGGUGAGGAUGGCCAGGCCACAGUGAGUUUUGAAGGAAGUAGAACUGUGGAGCUGAGGAUCACUCAGCCUUUAAUGUGGUAUCUGCGAGAGGAGAAGUUGGAGGUUCAGAUGUGGGUCACUUUCACCAAGAACAAAACCACAAGGCCGAGUGACUCAGACCGACUGGUGGGCUCAGCAUUUGUCGAUCUGUCUACUCUUGCAAAGAUGUCCAAGCAGAAGCUGACUCUUAGUGGAGUGUACCCGCUAUUCAUGCGCUCAGCAGCAGAUCUACAAGGUGCAGCUCUCAGGGUGCACAUCACCCUGACAGAAGGUUCUGUUCCCACAGGGAUGUCCACUGGACAUGACAUCCCAGUGGACUCUGACAGUCAGGAGGAGGACUUCAUAGAAGAGGUAGAAGCAGCAGAUCAAGUUUCCUCCCCCAGUACACCCAGAAAAUCAUUCUCACCAAGCAGACAAAAGAAAAAAUCCUCCAGAGUGACUCCAGACAUCGCAUCUGUGCAGCAUGCCGAGAUGAGCUUAGAUGACUCUUUUCCUGUGACUGUGGCAGUGGACCAGGCCAUGCACCUCAAUCUGAAAGGCUGUCCUCUAGCAGAGCGCAGUGAAGGGAUGCCAUGCUGUUGUGUUUCCUACGUCACUGCUGACUCUGCUGAACCAGUUACCACGGCUGUUGUAUCCAACACUGACUGCCCUGUGUGGGACCACCAGCACGAAUGCAGGCUUUCAAAGGAGCUGCUGGUUGAUCCACAACAAUCUCUUGUGUUCAAAGUCUGGCACAAAGGAGAAUUGGAGAGAGUAAUUGGAUUUGCCUCCGUGGACCUGUCUCCUUUACUCUGUGGUUUCCCGUCAGUGUGUGGUUGGUACAACAUCACAGACUUCAGUGGUCAGUGUCACGGCCAGAUUAAAGUGUCCAUCACUCCUCUGAGGGGAGUCCAAGACCUACGUGGGCUGAGAAGAAAUGCAACUGAAGAAGCUGCCAAAAACUCAUCAGUUUUGUUCCAGACUGUUCCUCUCAACUAUCAAACCACUGCCAUGUACAGCAGCUUUCCCUCCCACAUCAGCAGAUACCCGGAGCAGCAGAUCUCAUCACCUAUCCACACAGACACGCUGUUCUCUGAAAGGCCUAGUGAGAGUGAUCGCCAUUUUGAGCACAUGGACAAAGUACGGCUUUACCAUCAGAGUUUACAGGGACAUGCAUCUCCCUCAGUAAAUGAAAUCAGUCCCUCCAGUUCAUCAGUCUUGUUUUCAGCACUGAGGAAAAAGCUCAGCGAGCUUGACAACAUUCAGAGGUACUUCAGUCGGAAGCUUUCUACUCCUACGUUCCCAUCUCUGGCUGAGCAGGAAUGUCUCGUCCAACAGGAGGAACAGAGGAACUCAGAAACUGACACGAGUCAGCUGCUUCUUAAAACCAACCAGUUAGUUGGAGAAGUCAACAACAUCAUCAGCGGUCUACAAGGACACCACCUGGAAACAAUUUCUUCUAACGCAGAGAACAGCUCAGAAACCUCACCUGUAGAACACAGCAGCCCUCAGAUCAUCUCUCAGAGCAUCUCCAGUCCACACAGAGUGAUUGACGAUUCCCUGGAUGUUGUAUCUCCUCUGCCAUCCCUCUCCACAGAGAGGUCUGAGGACCACACAGACUCAGAACCUGAGGAAGAAAAGUACAGUCAAAGCAGCAAAGUUAUCGUGAUUGAAGAGGAGCACGAAGACGAGACAAAUGUCAGGGAGGACAGAGAAGCUGUUGAUGAUGAAGAGAAAGAUGAGGAUUACGAGGAAGUUAUUGUAAAGCCAAGGCCUCUAAAUGAGGUGACCUCAUUAACAGACAAAACCAGUCCUUGGACCAGCAUCCUGUCAGUCCCGGACCUGGUUUCUCUGGAGAGCAUGGAAGAUCUGAGUGAGGAUGAGGAUGAGAAAAGGCAGUCAGUGAACCUGGAAACCUGCAGCUCCUGUGGGAAAUGUCAAGAAAGUGAUCACCAUCACAGCUCUAGUGGGACAGAAGUAGAUGCCUCAGACUCAGAAGGAGAUGGUGAAAGGACGAUAAGAGCUCCAGAUGAGAUGCAAAUAAACAAACCAGACAGCUUCAACAAAAGGUCAAGUGACCCAGCUUCAUCACCAACCACGCAGCCCACCACUGACACCCACAAUGGCUCAGGUACUCUGGAUAAUGAGGAUGCACAGCUUCAACUCUCCACCCCUGUGGAUGUCCCCAAUUUCUUCCUGCCCCCUCACCAACUGGAGGCAUCAUUGAGAGCCAUUCGUUUAGCUCCCUCUUUCUCUCAUACAUCCAGCAACUCGGGCCAGAGUUCUUCAGGUCAACACAACGUCCCCUCUCGCAGAGGUCCUCCACAGCGUCCCAACAUGUCACCGUCCUCCAUGAGGAAAGAGACGGAGAGAAUAGCGAAAAUAUUUGCUGCUAAAUUUGAUGAGUCUCAUUAGACACGUCUGCCAAUCAGUGGUUUUAAACCACAACAAUCAUGUAAAUAAAAAGUGAUAUUUUGUAUUCUUAUAAAUAAAUUUGAAAUUUUUCAA
Molecule: messenger RNA, 6831 nt
Organism: Melanotaenia boesemani (Boeseman's rainbowfish)
Lineage: Eukaryota; Metazoa; Chordata; Actinopteri; Atheriniformes; Melanotaeniidae
Gene: c2cd3
Product: C2 domain containing 3 centriole elongation regulator
Exons: 33
Coding region: 151-6738 (2195 amino acids)
Biological process (GO): centriole elongation; cilium assembly
Cellular component (GO): centriolar satellite; centriole
Source: RefSeq, a predicted model, not a curated record